Molecule: messenger RNA, 1726 nt
Organism: Dromiciops gliroides (monito del monte)
Lineage: Eukaryota; Metazoa; Chordata; Mammalia; Microbiotheria; Microbiotheriidae
Gene: SDS
Product: serine dehydratase
Exons: 8
Coding region: 172-1146 (324 amino acids)
Biological process (GO): L-threonine catabolic process; L-serine catabolic process
Molecular function (GO): L-serine ammonia-lyase activity; threonine deaminase activity; pyridoxal phosphate binding
Source: RefSeq, a predicted model, not a curated record
CGGCUAUAUAAAUUUGGGAGGGGAGUUGGGAAUUGACUUAGAGCUUUCCCCUGGCUCUUGCUGGAGGGCUCUGGAUACUGACUUCACACCCCUUGGCCAAUUUCUCCCUGGUCAGAAAGGUUUCUUCUGCCUCAUCGCUCACCUUCCCCCCCCCCCCCCACUGCAGGGAUCAUGUCUCAGCAGCCUCUCCACGUGAAGACGCCCAUCAGGGACAGUAUGGCCCUGUCCAAGGUGGCAGGCACCACUGUUUACCUCAAGAUGGAUAGCGCCCAGCCCUCAGGGUCAUUUAAGAUCCGGGGCAUUGGACACCUGUGCAAGACGUGGGCUGAGAGGGGCUGUGAGCAUUUCGUCUGCUCCUCAGCGGGCAAUGCUGGCCUGGCCGCGGCCUAUGCUGCCAGGAAGCUGGGCAUCCCUGCCACCAUCGUUGUGCCUAAUACUACGCCCUCCCUCACCAUCGAGAAACUCAAGGCCGAGGGUGCUAUGGUCAAGAUCGUGGGUGAGACGCUGGCCGAGGCGUUCGAGUUGGCGAAAGCUCUUGCCAAGAACAACCCAGGCUGGAUCUAUGUGCCCCCCUUUGAUGACCCCCUCAUCUGGGAAGGCCACACCACCAUCGUGAAGGAGCUGAAGGAGAACCUUCCUGCGAAGCCAGGCGCCAUUGCCCUGUCAGUGGGUGGCGGGGGCCUCCUGUGCGGCGUGGUGCAGGGCCUGCUUGAGGUGGGCUGGAAGGAUGUACCUAUUGUGGCAAUGGAGACCUACGGGGCCCACAGCUUCAAUGCAGCCACCAAAGCUGGCAAGCUGGUCACACUUCCCAAGAUUACCAGUGUGGCUAAAGCCCUCGGGGUGAACACUGUUGGGGCUAGGACCCUGAAGCUGGCCCAGGAGCACCCCAUCUUCUCUGAAGUGAUCUCGGACCAAGAAGCAGUCAGAGCUCUUGAGAAGUUUGUGGAUGAUGAGAAGAUCCUGGUGGAGCCGGCGUGUGGGGCAGCUCUGGCAGCUGUCUACAGUGGAGUGCUACAAAAACUACAGGGUGAAGGAAAGCUCCCGGCCAAGCUGCCCAGCGUGGUGAUCAUCGUGUGUGGUGGGAGCAACAUCAGCUUGGCUCAGCUGCAAGAGCUUAAAGAGCAGCUGGGAAUGAAAACUACCUGAGCCCACUCCUCGCCCCCACCUCCUCCGGCACCCCGCCAAGCACCCCCACACCCCCUUUGGGGCUGGAGUUUUAUCCAGCACCUUAUUUUAUUAUUAUUAUUAUUGCAGUUCUAUUGUUGUGUUGUUGUUGUUGGAAGGCACAUCCAUGAGGCUGGAAGAGGCAGAACUCUUUCUGGAAGGGGGGCUGGGGCUAGGGAGAAGACCUCUGGCCACUUGGGGACCCUGGGCAUUAAAGGGAAACCGUGAUCCUGUUAGCCCCACUUCCACCAGCCCACAGAAACCUGGGAGACCCAGGCAUGAGAGCUGAGCCAGGUGGGAGGGAAUGGUGGCGAUGGGUCACAGGACCUUCACGACUUACAUGCCCCCAUUUCUCUGUCUCGGAUUAGAAAAGAGGGGCCGAAAGGUCAAAAGAGCAGGGUCAAGACUGGACAGGGGAGGAGCAUUAGGUUUCUCCUCAUAACCCACCCCUCUUAGUUCCCCUCUCCAGGGCUGGGGAGUCAAUACCAGCCCCUACUUAUUUUUCUAAUGUCCAAACUUUUUCAUUGAAAAAAAAAAUUAUACAUCUAUUUAUGAAAGGUGA